Scylla paramamosain (green mud crab) is the source of this 1226-nucleotide messenger RNA. Its product is annotated as growth arrest-specific protein 1-like. Gene Ontology annotation, biological process: regulation of cell cycle. The record is from RefSeq and is a predicted model, not a curated record. NCBI's taxonomy places the organism in Eukaryota, Metazoa, Arthropoda, Malacostraca, Decapoda, Portunidae.
AGGGCAAGGAAAUCCCAUCAUCGUCAGGCACUUCAUUAGGUCGUGGCUGCGGCGAGGGUUGCUUACAAUCAUCCCUCACAUCUUAAUCUUCUCCCGCGCCUCAGUAGCGAACAUCCCAGUGUUGGCAUCUGACCUUCUUGUGAAUUUCCUGCGAGCGUGUCGUGUGUGUGAGGACGGCAAGGGCAGACCCGCAUCCACACUGCCGGAGAAGGAGGCACAGCGUCUUCCACGAGUCGCGACAAGAGGAACAGCAACACCAGUCUUGAAACGAAACACGCCUUGACUCUCCAAACAGCAUGGCACCGCAUCCCUCGCUGAGCAGAUAGCCGCGGCCUCAUCCUUCUCUCCUCCUCUACGCCAGUGACCCGACCCACGUGAGUUGUAGAGAGGCGGCAUGCGGCAGGACGUGGUGGUGUGGCCUUGGGUGGUGGCGUGGGCGGCGGUGGCUAACGUGGCGGUGGGCGGCGGGGAGCAGAAUACCACCACCCUCGCGGCCCACCUCCAUGAUGCCCACGCCCGCGGCCACGCCCAUGACAUGUGAGGACGCGCGCAUCAAGUGUGCACUGCGGGCGGGCUGCGGUAUGGCGCUGCAGAACUACAUGCUGGGCUGCGCUGACCUCAUCUCGGGCAAGAGCGCGGAGUGCGACCCCUACUGCAGAAACUCCCUCAUCGCCCUCACCUCCACCGAGGAGGGGCACUCCCUUAUGGAUUGUGUAUGCAGCGACGACUACUGCCGGGAGAGCAAGCAGCGCGUGGAGGUGUGCCGCGUGGAGGUGCUGCGGGCCAACGCUAACUCCACGGUGGUCACCUGCAGCGUGGCCCACUGGAUCUGCUCCGCCGACACCCUGUGCUCCACCGCCAUCACCUACUACGACCGUUACUGCCGCAAGAUGUUCCUUGGCAAAGAGUGUAGUUUCCGGUGCAACAACAGCCUGGGCAUCCUGCAGCGCCAGGCCAAGGCGGCCAAGCUGGCCAGCUGUACGUGUGAUGGCACGGAGCCCUUCGACUGCGAGGGCAUCAAGAACAACACGGCGCGGCUGUGCUUCCCCCACCAGGAAAAGGUGGCGGAGGAGGAGCAGGAGCUAGAGGAAGAGGAAGAAAGAACGAACCAGGUGGAAACGUCGGGGGACGGCGACUCACUCCCUCAGCGGCGCGGGGGGCAGCAUCGGCGGGGGCACGCUGCGGGCAGCUCGUCUCCUGCUGCUGCUACUCUGCUUGCCUCCUGA